Messenger RNA from Haemorhous mexicanus (house finch), 2454 nucleotides. It is a transcript of the gene KLF3, whose product is annotated as KLF transcription factor 3. The transcript has 8 exons. Gene Ontology annotation, biological process: regulation of transcription by RNA polymerase II. The record is from RefSeq and is a predicted model, not a curated record. Bases 843 to 1883 code for a protein of 346 amino acids. Lineage: Eukaryota; Metazoa; Chordata; Aves; Passeriformes; Fringillidae. Gene Ontology annotation, molecular function: DNA-binding transcription factor activity, RNA polymerase II-specific; RNA polymerase II cis-regulatory region sequence-specific DNA binding.
AGGUCGGCCGGGGUGGACGCGGAGGGAGGGAAGCAGGGAGGGGUGCGCCCUGCCGCAGGGCCGCUGCCAGGUGCACGCCUCUGCCUGACACACGGGCGGGGAGGAGGAGCUGGACCGGCAGGUUUGUCGGUGGGGCGGCCCCGCUCCCCUCCCCUCUCCUCCCUGGGCUGCUGGGGAUAAUUAGUGUCUGUGCGAGGCUGUCUGCCCCCGGGAGGCAGGGCGGGCGCGCAGUCAGUGCGUGCCCGGCUGUUUGUGAGCGGUGACUCGCCCCGGCCCCUCGGCGGAGCCUCCACCCCGCGGGCGGGGACCCGCCCGGCCGCGCUCCCUGCCGUGACCCUCCCACCGCCACUCACCCCGCCGGCCCGGGGAGCCUGGCAGGGCGAGCGGCGCCGGCGUCAUGUGACAGCGCGGCCCGGUGCCAGGAGCCCGGGGGGAAGGCGAGCGGGCGGAGGGCGGGAGCGGGCAGCUCCUCCUCGCACAGAGACCCGGAGACACCGCCGAGGCUCCUUAGCCGCGGGGACGCGGGACACGCCGGCCUCGUGCCUCGGUCCCACCGGAGCGCCCCCGCUGCCUGCCGUGACCCCUGGCGUUGCGGGAGCCGACGGAAAAUCGCGGCGCGCUCCGCACCGCCUGCCGAGCAAAUCCAGAUAAAAAGAAGUAUUUGGCUACACUGUUUUGCAGGACAGAACCUCAGAGGCAUCAGAACAGGUGAAUUAAAAAGAUGCUAAUGUUUGACCCAGUCCCUAUCAAGCAAGAAGCCAUGGAGCCUGUUUCAGUGCAGUUGAUUGGGACCUAUUUCUUGGAAUUCUAAGCCCAACUGAGCUCCCUUCUUGCCAGAAUUGAUGAUCCUCAGUACACAGUUAUAUGCUUGGCAUAGCAGAUGUAUCUCCCAGUCAUACCCGUCCAAUUACAUGGACCAAAUGAAGCCAAACAAAUACGGCGUCAUUUAUUCUACACCAAGUAUGUUGCACAAUAAAUUCUACUCCAGCCCUGAAGGACUGUCAAAUGGAAUCCAGAUGGAGCCAGUAGACCUUACGGUAAAUAAACGGAGCUCACCACCUUCAACUGGAAGUUCUCCUUCCCCACUAAAAUUUCAGACUGUGCAUAGGAGAAGUUCACCUGGAUUGACUCUGUCCUCACCCAGCUCACCUCUCAGUAAAUUCACACCGUCACCCCCAGGAGUACAGCCUCUUUCCAUGCCAAUAACAAUCCCUCCUGUAAUGGCCGCUGCUCUUUCACGCCAUGGACUGAGAAGCCCUGGGAUACUCCCGGUUAUACAGCCUGUUGUGGUCCAGCCAGUUCCUUUCAUGUAUGCUCCCCAUCUCCAGCAGCCCAUCAUGGUGUCCACAGUUCUCCCAGAUGAGAUGGAAACUCCAAGUAGCAUGCAAGUGCCUGUCAUUGAGUCUUAUGAGAAGCCCACACUGAAGAAAACAAUCAAAGUAGAGCCAGGAAGUGAACCAUCAAAGACUGACUUCUAUCCUGAACAAAUGUCACCUCCAAUGAUGACCUCAUUGUCUCCUCAGCAAGUAAUGUUGCAAGAGAAUCACCCUUCAGUUAUAGUUCAGCCAGGAAAGAGACCUUUACCUGUGGAAUCUCCAGACACACAACGAAAACGCAGAAUACAUCGAUGUGAUUAUGAAGGCUGCAACAAAGUCUACACUAAAAGCUCCCACCUGAAAGCUCACCGAAGAACUCAUACAGGAGAAAAACCAUACAAAUGCACUUGGGAGGGAUGCACGUGGAAGUUUGCUCGUUCUGAUGAACUGACGCGGCAUUUCCGCAAGCACACAGGAAUCAAACCCUUCCAGUGUCCAGACUGUGACCGGAGCUUUUCACGCUCCGACCAUCUUGCUCUUCACAGGAAACGCCACAUGCUAGUCUGAAUGUCUUCUGUCCCUGACUCCUGCCACACUUCUUUGUUUUUUACACAUGCAUUUUAAUUUGGAUUCAGCUGGUCUGGAUCUCUGAGUUUAUACCAUUAAAAGCUUACGUAUGGUCAGUAACAGAUGUUAUCUAACCCUUCUAUGUCCUUGCCACGGGUCAGACCUAAAGAAUGUGAACACUUCUUUUUUUUCUUCCGGGGAUGCUAAGCAAACCCUUUCUGCAUUCAGUAUGUUUAUUGUAUUUCAUUUGUGAAUAAGGGAAUUUUUAAACUAACAGCUUUUGUUGGUUUCUUCAUAUAAUCAACCCAGCAUAUACUGAUAAAAUAGUAAAUGUUAUUGAAUAUCCGAAAUGCUAGUCCUUGCCAGAGACUAUUAUUUAUGUGCCCUGUAAGGGAUACACUCUCAUUUCAUGCUCAACAAUGCAAUGAAUGGACUCUGCCAGCUGUGUUGAUUUCUGCAAUGUGGUUCAUGCAAGAGUUUUAGAAAGACACCUGAUUUAGAAAUCCCUUCUGCCCAAACAGUGAGUAAUACUGAGGAAAUAAAUCUAAACAGUGUAAUUACUUUUCAGAAA